GAACGCGCGAUCGGGACGCGACUCAAUGGACACGGGCUGCCUGUCAAGUAUACGAGAUUCACGCGACGCUUUGUUCAAAUGUGCUCGGCGUUUUGAGGGGAUGGUGCGAUGUCGCACCCGACGGCGGCCGCAAUAAUUCGCGUGAGCCACGACGGACUUCCACGGGGGACCACCGAGCGGAACAUGAACUCAGAAUCUCAAUGGCAGCGUUGUGUAUUACUGCGAUGAAAGAUGCCAAUUCUUAAGGAGCUCUGGUUCUGUUGAAGUGGUUCUGGUUCAAGAGGCCUGCUAAAGCACAAUGAGAGCCAUUGUAUCAAUCACGCUGAUCACACUGUUGUGUGGCAUAAGCUUAGCCCCUAUCAAUGCUACUUGGAGAUGUGCCAGUAGAAAGAAAAAUGUUGAAAAUCUUUCUUCGAAGCAGAAUUCAGCGGAUGUACCUGGAGAUACAUCCAAUGAUCAUAAUAUAAAUGAAAAUGACGAAUUUGAGAUAUGUAAUAAUUUCUGCCAUGCCUUGUGGCAAGAGGAUAAAACUGCAAAUGGCACUGAAAUCACUAUUUUGUCUCAAGGUUGUUGGAAACAGUCUGGUGAUCAAAAUACAGAAUGCAAAAAUACAGAAUGUAUUGCACUCCCGAGAUCUACAAAAGCUUUGAACAAUACAAAAUUUUGUUGCUGCCACGGGGAUUUUUGUAAUCUCAAUAUUACAAGUUCCAAUCUUGACGAUUCGGAUAAUAAGAUAUUUAAUCCUCUUUCUUCGGAAAACAGUCAGCCAACUACAGAAUAUCUUGAACAGUCAAACACUGGAACAUGGUUAAUAAUAAUCGGCAUAGCAUUUGCAUUACUACUAAUGUUUAUUAUAAUAAAGAUUAUAUAUAAAUCGUUUUAUAUCAAUAUUUUAAUGAGAUUAAGAAAGUCAUUAUCUAAUGAAUUCAUGAAUAGCACAGCAUUAAGAACUGGUACUUACACAGUUGAUCACUUGAAACUUACAAAUAUUGUAGGUCAAGGACGAUAUGGAUCAGUUUGGCAGGGCAGUCUGGGAGAUCAAGAUGUUGCAGUUAAAAUAUAUCCAUCACAUUACCGGAAUUAUUUUCAGAAUGAAAGAGAUACUUACUGUCUACCUUUUAUGGAGCAUUCAUCAUUAUUAAGCUAUUAUGGUGCGGAUGAAAGAAUAAGCCUGGAACAUAAUAUUGAAUAUCUUUUGGUACUCAGUUUCGUCCCAGGUGGUAGUUUAAGAGAAUUCUUACGAAUGAACACUAUUGAUUGGAACACAUUCUGCAAAAUGAGUCUUUCUAUAGUUAAAGGACUUGCUUAUUUGCAUACGGAUGUACGGAAGGGUGACAAGUUUAAGCCAUGCAUCGCACAUAGGGAUAUAAAUUCAAGAAACAUAUUAAUUAAAGGUGAUGGUACUUGUUGCAUUUGUGAUUUGGGAUUAGCAGUUCAAAUCGCUGGAUCUAAGUAUUAUUCUAAUGGAGAGGAGCAGAAUGCCGAACUAAAAUCAAUUAAUGACGUGGGCACUCUGAGAUACAUGGCGCCGGAAAUAUUGGAUGGUGCUGUUAAUUUACGGGAUUGCGAAAGUUCUUUAAAACAAAUAGAUGUUUAUGCAAUGGGUUUAGUUCUUUGGGAAUUGGUUACAAGAUGUUCUGAUAUUUAUAUUCCUGGAUCGGAUGUACCGCAAUAUAAACAGCCGUAUGAAAACGAAAUAGGACUUCAUCCAACGUUCGAACAGAUGCAAGUUUUAGUAUCGCGUAAUAAAGCCAGACCACUUUUAGAGGGUAACUUAGUAGAUAGACCAGGAGUGCGUUUGAUAAAGGAAACUAUAGAAGAUUGUUGGGAUGCUGAUGCUGAAGCUCGUUUAACUGCUUUGUGUAUAGAAGAACGACUUACAGACCUACAGUCUCAUCGUGUAACAAUGCACUUUACCGAUGGAAGUCCAAUGGUGAAUUCUCACUGCACCUUAGUGCCUUCAACGACAAACAGUCUUUAUAGUGAGUCCUCGCAUCAUGACAAUGUACAUGUUGUUCAACUUGCAUUGAACAUGGUGCAAGAUAGUAAUAUUAACGACAGUGCAGUAGCUGAAAACUUAGUUGCAUUAUCACCAUCUGACAGCGUUGCUCAUGAACACAGUUUCAAAAAUUCAAACGAAGUAGCGACAUAUAAUCAUACACAAACGCUUCAGCCGUAUCAAGGCAGAAAUCCGUGUAUGGAAAGAAAUUUAAUGUUACAAUCGGAUUCGUUGGAGGACUUGGGAUGUAACGGUAACAUUCUCGUCGAUAAAUCACUGAAGCAUGCGUGUAACGAUCAAUACAAAACUGGUACAGAAGCACAAGGCUUAGUUUCGCACGAUUACUUAAGUCAGCAUACCACUCAGUUAACACAACUUAGGCCGGCAACGCCUAUACCGUAUGUUCAAAAUGUCAUUUCCGACGAAGGAUCAUCUUCGUACGGCAAAAGAAAGCAGACGAACAUACAGGACACGUCUCUUCAGGAGAGCCCGCGGAAGAAAUUAUUUGCCUGGCCCAAUUUAAAGAAAUUGCUUGUCAACAAGAAAAUGUAUCCGUACAGCAGAUACCAAAUAGACAGGGAAGAUUCUAAGUCAAAUUUGUUAUCAAAGCAAAAUGUCCAGAUUAAAACUGUAGAGACGAACGUAACAAUCUCGCCGGGAGGAAAGUAUGUGAAUGGUAUCAUCGGUAAGACUUCUACCUCGGCGAUGCCGACGGAGAAGAACGACAAGAAUACCGCACAAAUGGGAAAGCAAUAUGAGGGCGAUAACGCGACGUCUAACGCGCGUCCCUCCACUUUGCCGCUCGUAAAUUUAAGGAACAAAAAGCGAGAAAAUAAUCUAAGCCGGCAAGAGAGCAUAGAUAAGUUUAACGAGGUCUUUAACGUGGGUUCGAACGUAAACAACGCACUGAAGGAUCCGCAUAUGAGAAUAAAAACACCCGGUGACUUGCCGCCGUCUGUCAGGAAGAUCCGCGGUCGCGCGCAGUCAACGGCGCGAUUCUCACUUUACGACGACCGCAUGAUGUGCAAUAUUCUGAACGAAGAGGACGAUCAAAGUGACAAAGCCAUUUGGAAUUCUGUGCCAUUUGGUAUGGAUCUCGGUGAUAGCGAUGGGAAACAUUCACCAACGAAACUUGGUACCAAAAAUGUUACGUGCUUUUAAUCAGAUAUUAAUGUAUUUGUAAAGUCUUUUAUGUCUACAGUAUAGAGUCAGGAGAGGAAAACGCUGUUGAGCUACCUUCGGCUUCAGUUUGUGUAUAGAAUUUGUGUAUAAGAAUAUAAGUAAGAUUUUAUACUCGACGCAAAAUAUUACUACGAUACAGACACGAAACAAUGAAAUUAAAAACAAAAAAUUAGAAGUAUACUCAGAAACUUGUGCUAUUCAAAUUGAUUUGUCACGUUAUAUUGAUAGCAUACUUUGUGCGUAACGAAUACUUUUGAUAGAGAGUAGCUGAUUUGGGUAUGACAAGUGCACACAAUUACAGAUAGAAAAUAGAAAAUCAAA
Molecule: messenger RNA, 3502 nt
Organism: Wasmannia auropunctata (little fire ant)
Lineage: Eukaryota; Metazoa; Arthropoda; Insecta; Hymenoptera; Formicidae
Gene: wit
Product: bone morphogenetic protein receptor type-2
Exons: 12
Coding region: 299-3160 (953 amino acids)
Biological process (GO): protein phosphorylation; cellular response to growth factor stimulus; BMP signaling pathway
Cellular component (GO): signaling receptor complex; plasma membrane
Molecular function (GO): transforming growth factor beta receptor activity; ATP binding
Source: RefSeq, a predicted model, not a curated record